This is a messenger RNA of Aaosphaeria arxii CBS 175.79, 3228 nucleotides long. RefSeq lists its product as uncharacterized. The record is from RefSeq and is a predicted model, not a curated record. NCBI's taxonomy places the organism in Eukaryota, Fungi, Ascomycota, Dothideomycetes, Pleosporales. Gene Ontology annotation, molecular function: small GTPase binding; nuclear export signal receptor activity. Bases 1 to 3228 code for a protein of 1075 amino acids. The transcript is spliced from 9 exons. Gene Ontology annotation, biological process: ribosomal large subunit export from nucleus; ribosomal small subunit export from nucleus; protein export from nucleus. Gene Ontology annotation, cellular component: cytoplasm; nucleus.
AUGUCUUUGUCGAUCGAAGAGCUCGACGCCACCGUGCGUACCUUCUACGAAGGACGUGGUGAAACGCAAAAACAAGCCCAAGCAACACUCAACCAGUUCAAGGAGAAUCCAGAUGCAUGGCUUCUGGUGGAUAAGAUUCUUCAGGAGGCGCAGUAUCCACAGACAAAAUAUCUGGGAUUACAGGUACUGGAUGGUGUUAUAAUGACCAGAUGGAAGGUGCUCCCGCGCGAUCAGUGUCAGGGCAUUCGCAACUUUGUUGUAAACUUCAUCAUUCAGCUAUCCAAUAACGAAGACGCACGACGGGCCGACCGCACGCUCUUGAACAAGUUGAAUCUCGUCCUCGUCUCGGUGUUAAAGCAGGAAUGGCCCCAUAAUUGGCCCACCUUCAUCAACGAGAUCAUCUCCUCCUGUCACAGCAGCCUUGCGAUUUGCGAGAAUAACAUGGCAAUUCUGCGGUUAUUGUCUGAGGAAGUCUUUGACUAUUCGGAGGAUCAAAUGACGUCUUCGAAACGACGCGAGUUGAAGCAGAGCAUGUGCGACGAGUUCACCUCAAUUUACCAGCUUUGCUCGGAAGUCCUCCGGACUGCCACUGAAGCCAGCCUCAUCAAGGCCACGUUAGAGACACUACUUCGUUUCCUGAACUGGAUCCCCCUCGGGUACAUUUUCGAGACUCCUCCAAGCGGUGCCAGUCUGAUCGAAACUUUAAGGAGCCGAUUCCUUGAGGUCCCUGAUUUCCGUAACAUCACCUUGAAAUGUUUGACUGAGAUUGCUGGCCUUCACACCGAGCCAGCGUACGACGAUAAGCUCGUUCAGAUGUUCACUGAGACUUUGACCGCCAUCUCCAAGAUCAUUCCUCUUUCCCUAGAUCUCAAGACUACGUACGCCUCUAGCAACAGCCAAGACCAGGAGUUUGUGCAAAACCUUGCACUCUUUCUCUGCAACUUCUUCACUGUGCAUCUCAAUGUCAUCGAGAACCUUAUGAACCGGGACUUCCUUACGCAUGGCCAUUUUUACUUGAUCCGCAUCAGCCAGAUCGACGACCGCGAAAUUUUCAAGAUUUGUCUCGAAUAUUGGACAAAGUUGGUUUCCGAGCUCUAUGAUGAGAUGCAGUCCCUUCCAAUCACGGACAUGAACCCGCUUUUGAACAUGGGUCUGGUCUCCACGAAUGGCGGUGCAAGGGAUCCUGCUGUCCUGGCCAACUACCCCCUUCGCAAGCACAAAUACGCCGAAAUCCUAUCCAAUCUUCGAACCGUGAUGAUCGAGAAGAUGGUUCGACCCGAAGAAGUCUUGAUUGUGGAGAACGACGAGGGUGAAAUCGUCCGAGAAUUUGUGAAAGAGAGCGACACCAUUCAGCUCUACAAGUCGACCCGCGAGUGCCUGGUUUUCCUGACUCACUUGGAUGUUAACGACACUGAGCAGAUCAUGUCUGAGAAGUUGGCACGACAGGUUGAUGGCAGCGAAUGGUCAUGGGCCAACUGCAAUACCCUCUGCUGGGCGAUUGGUUCCAUCUCUGGUGCCAUGAAUGAGGAGACCGAAAAGCGCUUCCUGGUCACCGUCAUUAAGGAUCUCCUUGGCCUCACCGAGAUGAAGCGCGGUAAAGACAACAAGGCUGUGGUUGCCAGUAACAUCAUGUACAUUGUUGGUCAAUACCCCCGAUUCCUCAAAGCGCAUUGGAAGUUCCUCAAGACUGUGGUUAAUAAGCUUUUCGAAUUCAUGCAUGAGACGCAUGAGGGUGUCCAGGAUAUGGCUUGCGAUACAUUCAUCAAAAUUGCCAACAAGUGCAGACGGCAUUUCGUCGCUCUCCAGCCUGGCGAGACCGAGCCUUUCAUUGAUGAGAUCGUUCGCACGCUCCGGAAGAUUACAGGAGAUCUAUCUCCGCAGCAGGUUCACACUUUCUACGAGGCCUGUGGUUACAUGAUCAGCGCGCAGGGCCAAAAGAGUAUGCAGGAGCGGUUGAUCGCCGAUUUGAUGGCUCUUCCCAACCAAGCUUGGGACAACAUCAUCGCACAAGCCAACCAGAACCCCAUCUGUCUUCAGGAUGCGGAAGUCAUCAAAAUUGUCGGAAACAUCAUGAAAACCAACGUCGCCGCCUGCAGUUCGAUUGGAUCCUAUUUCUAUCCACAAAUCGGCCGCAUCUACUUCGACAUGCUUACCAUGUACCGCGCCAGCAGCUCUCUCAUCGAUGAGGCCGUGCAGCGAGAAGGUAACAUUGCGACCAAGAUGCCUAAAGUCCGUGGAUUACGAACAAUCAAAAAGGAGAUCCUGAAGCUCAUCAAUACCUACGUCGAGAAGGCUGAUGAUAACGAGAUGAUCCACAACAAUCUCGUUCCCAAGCUCCUGGAGGCUGUUCUCAUCGACUACAAAAACAAUGUUCCUGACGCACGCGAGGCUGAGGUCCUGAAUGUUAUGACCACGAUCAUCAACAAAUUACAUAGCUUGAUGGAAGACCAGAUCAUCAACAUCAUGGACAGUGUGUUCGAGUGCACACUGGACAUGAUCAACAAGGACUUCUCUGAAUACCCUGAACAUCGUGUCGAAUUCUUCAAGCUUUUGAGAACGAUUAACCUCCGCUGCUUCCCUGCUCUUCUGCGAUUAGAUGCACGAUCCUUCAAGUUUGUUAUCGACUCAUGCAUGUGGGCCAGUAAGCACGAUAACCGUGAGGUCGAAAGUGCUGGUCUUUCCAUGUGUUUCGAGUUGAUCUCCAACAUGGCCGACCAUCCGGACCCCCAGGUCAGCAAUACCUUCUUCCAGACCUUCUUCACAUCGAUAUUGCAAGACGUCUUCUUUGUGAUUACGGACAGCGACCACAAGGCCGGUUUCAAGUCACAGUCGAUUCUUCUGGCGAAGAUGUUCUGGCUUGUUGAGACCGACAAGCUGCAGGGGCCAAUCUACACCUCCCCAGAUAUGGCACCUGCCGGCACUUCGAACAAGGAAUUCCUACGCAACUUUGUCGGCAAUUUAUUGGCUACGGCAUUCCCGAACCUUCAAACGGCACAAAUUAGCACCUUCAUCGAUGGAUUGUUCGCAACCAAUUCAGAUCUCAACCGUUUCAAGAUAAUCCUGCGUGAUUUCUUGAUCUCGCUCAAAGAAUUCUCUGGCGACAACGCGGAGCUCUUCGCCGAAGAGCGGGAGCAGGCCGCCAACAAGGCCAAGCAGGAGGAGCGUGAACGAGCGAUGAAGGUUGGAGGUCUGUUGAAGCCAUCGGAGAUGGACGAUGAUGAGUUGUGA